CAGAUUGUCCUUCGAAGAUUAAUGUACUUUUCCCUCAGUGUUUAAUAUCUGUUGACAGUUUGGGUAAUGAUGGCUCAGCUCCAGCAAGGAGGACCAGAUGAAAAAGAGAAGACUACUGCUUUAAAAGAUUUAUUGUCUAGAAUAGACUUGGAUGAACUAAUGAAAAAAGAUGAGCCACCACUUGAAUUUCCUGAUACUCUGGAAGGAUUUGAGUACAUUUUUAAUGAAAAAGGGCAGCUGAGACACAUAAAAACUGGGGAGCCAUUUGUAUUUAACUAUCGUGAAGAUUUGCAUAGAUGGAACCAGAAGCGCUAUGAAGCUCUUGGAGAGAUCAUUACUAAAUACGUUUACGAACUACUGCAGAAAGAAUGCCACUUGAAGAAAGUAACUCUCCCAGUUGAUGCGACCGAGAGUGAACCAAAGAGCUUUAUCUUUAUGAGCGAAGAUGCGUUAACAAAUCCUGACAAGCUGUUGGUCCUAAUUCAUGGUAACGGUGUUGUCAGAGCAGGUCAGUGGGCUAGGAGACUUAUAAUUAAUGAAGAUCUGGACAGUGGCACGCAGAUACCAUAUAUAAAGAGAGCUAUAGAGGAAGGCUAUGGAGUAAUAGUACUGAAUCCCAAUGAGAACUAUAUUGAAGUGGAGAAGACAAAAGCCCAAGUACAGCUGUCUUCUGAUGGCUCAGAUGAACCUGCAGAAAAGAGGGAGAGAAAAGAUAAAAUCCAGAAGGAAACAAAGAAGCGACGUGACUUCUACGAAAAGUAUCGAAAUCCGCAAAAAGAAAAAGAAACUAUGCAGAUGUAUAUUAGA
Cariama cristata (Red-legged seriema) is the source of this 807-nucleotide messenger RNA. Its product is annotated as protein FAM172A. Gene Ontology annotation, molecular function: siRNA binding. Gene Ontology annotation, cellular component: nucleus. Gene Ontology annotation, biological process: regulatory ncRNA-mediated heterochromatin formation. Lineage: Eukaryota; Metazoa; Chordata; Aves; Cariamiformes; Cariamidae. The transcript is spliced from 6 exons. The record is from RefSeq and is a predicted model, not a curated record. The annotation marks the transcript as partial.